Daldinia decipiens is the source of this 1502-nucleotide messenger RNA. RefSeq names its product SGF29 tudor-like domain-containing protein. The coding region runs from base 266 to 1249 and encodes 327 amino acids. The record is from RefSeq and is a predicted model, not a curated record. NCBI's taxonomy places the organism in Eukaryota, Fungi, Ascomycota, Sordariomycetes, Xylariales, Hypoxylaceae. Gene Ontology annotation, cellular component: SAGA complex. The transcript has 2 exons.
GCUUCAUUUACUCUUCAUAUUCAAAGUUAAGAUGGCUAUACUCGGACAUGCCAUGAAACAAAUGUAUCCGGUCACUUCUAAUGAUUUUAAUGCUUCUUAUAACUUUUCAUCGCGAUUAAAAUAUUAUAUCCGAUCUUGAUUUGCACUUGUACCUUGCACUCCAUCACUCUAUCACUCUAUCACUCUAUCGCUCAUUUCUCGUCAUAAUUAGCCAUUUAUCAUAAGAUCUACCUUAGGUACCUAAGGUGAUAAAAACAUCACCGAGAUGUCUUCGCGAGGGAAUCAGCGAAGAGGUCCAAAUAGGAACAGCGAGAUCGGUGAGCACGGCGAGGAAUUGCCCAUGUGGAAAGACAUCAAGGACAAAGGCACUGUUAUUACCAAUGCCUUCAAUGACAGCAGUUCCAACGUCAACAAGAUUCGCGACCAGGAGAAGCUCAUGGCCGAGAAGAGGACCAAAGGCGUCCUCACCGUAGAAGACUAUAAUACACUCGAUGACUUCUACCGUAAGGGUGUAAAGGCCAAUGAAAUUGCUAGUCAGGCCAUCGUCGAAACAAUCGAAAAGCUCAAGGUAUUGCGUGCCGUGCAGAAGGCCAAGGAGGAGCAACAAGAGGUAAACACCUCGAGAGUCCAGCGGGCUAAGGAGUCAGCCGCUGCUGCCUCUUCUCUAUAUGACUUUGACGGAUCUGGCGAGUCGUCCGUCCCGUCUCCAAACCCCACCAUACGCCGUAUAAAUAAUAAUAACAAGGGUGACCGUGACUCAGUCCCCCCUAGGGAUCGUUCUACUCCAGCAGCCAAGGCGGGCAGCGCCGAACCGCAAGCCGGGCCUUCUUCUAACUCCAUCCGUACCAAGCAGACAUUCGCCAAAGACGACGAGGUCGCUUUCAAGCCGAAGCCCGUAAGUAACGAGCAGACGGACUGGAUUCUAGGCAUCGUCCAAGAUGUGCGCGGCGACGGAAAGACGAGGCGGUACAGGGUCCUCGACGCCGACGUGGACGAGAAUGGUCAUCAAAAAGAUUUCCGAACUUACGCUAGCAGCAUGAUCCUUAUCCCUAGAGAAGGGACUGUGCUGCCGCCAUUAGAGACGGGUAAGACGGUGCUAGCGCUUUAUCCCAAUACUACCACAUUCUAUAAAGCCGAGGUUAUGGGGAUGGAUGGCGACGGAAAGGUUAACUUGAAAUUUGAGGGCGAGGAGAGCAGCAAUACAAUGCAAGCCGUCAUCCGUCGACACGUUGUGGAGUAUCGGGGUUGAGAAGAGCGAGCCUUGUUAGAUUGAUUGAUUAAGAUUAGGAGUCCAGGCUGGUCGGAUGGGGCACGAUCUGGAGUUAUUGGUUCUUCAGGAAUUCAACUUUUAUAUGAUUUCGUAGUUAGUCUACGAAUGGGGUAUGCGGGUUGAAUUCGGAUUUUGUCUUGAUGUUUACUUGGACGAUUAAAUGGCAUCGUAUAAUCAAACAUAUUAUUGAACUAGUUAAUACCUAAGCUUCUGACGACCAUUCCCUUUUGUA